CUUAGCGAACCCAAAUUGAACGCUCGGCAAAGGAAAACAUUUGUGUUUUGUGUGUUUUGUUUUUAACCUUGAAAGGGACAUAAAACUGCUCAUUUCAUUUGGAAUUGUCCACGCCGAGGCAAAAAUCAAACAGCGCGUAAAGAGGAGGCGUCUCUGAGCGGCCGGCAUCAUGGAUCAGGACUAUGAGUGCAGGCUGCUCAGACAGAUCAAUAUCCAAAAUGAAAACGCAAGCCCUAUAAAAGCUGUAGAAGCGAUGCGAUCUCUGACACCCACCAGCUCCCCCCUGUCCUCCCCUAGCAAGCACGGCGACCGCUUCAUCCCCUCCCGGGCUGGAGCCAACUGGAGUGUUAACUUCCACCGCAUUAAUGAAAUUGAAAAGUCGCACAAUCAGAACAGGAAAACCAAAGAUGGUACCACCGACAGCAACAAAGCGGAUGGUCUGGCUUAUUCGGCUCUGCUGAAGAAUGAGCUGCUGGGAGCGGGCAUUGAGAAAGUCCAGGAUCCCCAGUCCGAAGACCGUCGUUUGCAACCAUCUACUCCUGCCAAGAGGAGCCUUUUUAGUUAUUCUGUAAGUGCUAAGAGGGCUCUGUCAGAAGAGGACGGAAACACCGUCUCGCCAUAUUCUCUGUCGCCUGUCAGUAGCAAUAGCCAGAAACUGCUACGGUCGCCAAGAAAACCUACACGCAAGAUUUCCAAAAUACCUUUUAAAGUUCUGGAUGCUCCAGAGCUUCAAGAUGACUUCUACCUCAAUUUAGUAGACUGGUCCUCGCUUAAUGUUCUCAGUGUGGGACUGGGUACUUGUGUAUACCUGUGGAGUGCCUGUACCAGCCAGGUGACACGUCUUUGUGACCUUUCUGUAGAAGGAGACUCUGUGACAUCAGUGGGCUGGUCAGAAAGAGGUAACCUGGUAGCAGUAGGCACUCAUAAAGGCUACGUUCAGAUUUGGGAUGCAGCAGCAGGAAAAAAACUCUCUGUCCUGGAGGGACACACAGCCAGAGUGGGUGCUUUGGCAUGGAAUGCGGACCAGCUGUCGUCUGGCAGCCGCGAUCGGGUGAUCCUGCAACGGGACAUCAGGGCCCCGCCUCUCCAGUCAGAGCGCCGUCUCCAAGGGCACAGGCAGGAAGUCUGCGGGCUCAAGUGGAGCACGGACCACCAGCUACUGGCCUCAGGUGGAAAUGACAACAAGUUACUCGUGUGGAACCACUCGAGCGUCGUCCCAGUCCAGCAGUACACAGAGCACUUGGCUGCAGUGAAGGCCAUCGCCUGGUCUCCUCACCAGCACGGCCUGCUGGCCUCUGGGGGCGGCACCGCCGACCGCUGCAUCCGCUUCUGGAACACUCUGACCGCCCAGCCCCUGCAGUGCACCGACACCGGGUCUCAGGUCUGCAACCUGGCCUGGUCCAAGCACACUAACGAACUGGUCAGCACACACGGUUAUUCCCAGAACCAGAUCCUGGUGUGGAAGUAUCCCUCUCUAACUCAAGUGGCCAAGCUUACAGGACAUUCCUACAGAGUCCUCUACCUGGCCAUGUCACCUGACGGAGAGGCCAUCGUGACGGGGGCUGGAGAUGAAACACUUAGGUUCUGGAACGUCUUCAGUAAGAUGAGGUCCACUAAGGAAUCAGUCUCGGUGCUGAACCUCUUCACCAGGAUCCGGUAGUCUGUACUCGGAAGGAAUAAAGAGGGGAAGGGAAUUAGUCUUUGCAUGCAUCAAGUUGUAAAUGGGCCCCUUUUGAUUAUUCACAUCAAUAGUGGCUGGAAUUGCCCUUAGUUUAUUUAGCCAGGCUGUAGCUGGAUCUGGAGAGGUGGCAGAGGGCAGAGGAGACACAUACAGACACAUACAGACACAUGCAGUAUUCCACUUCCUCCUGAACGGUGGAGCCCCCGCCUCCUCCGACUAAACCGUGACCGGGGAGAAUUUUGAUGCAGCGUGAAACAGGUUUUGUUUACAAAGUGAUGUUGUGCAUACCUGCCAAAUAUUGAGUUCGUCCUUUUGACUGUCUAUUUAUUUUAUUUUGUGUUUGUUUUUUUUUUUAAUCUUUUUUUUUUUUUUUUUUUAAACAUAUAUUCUUACUAGUUUGUUUGUUUUCAAAAGGCCGGUAAAUUUAUGUGUGUAACAGCAGCUUCUGGUCUGACCUGUGGAAUACGUUUGUUCAUGUUUGCAGAAAAUAAUCCGUGCUUUUUGUAUUUUCCCGAGGGGCAAUAAUGUUUCAUGUACGCUGAUAACAGAUCGCACGACCCAGUGCUGAGAGCUGGUUAUGGUUAACAAGCAUUAGAUGAAAAGGACAUUUCUUCUCCUUUUUUUUUUUUUUUUUUUAUUCUGACAUUACGUACAUUUUAGUGUGUUGAUAUUAAGCAGGAUUGGCAUACUGCACAUCUCAGAGGAAAAUGAGUGCACUGUGAAAUUAUUUGAAACCAAGACAAUAUAAUAUUUUCACAGGACUUGUGUGGAAGUCUUUCACUCAUAUUUUUUUCUUUCUUAUUUGGGAAAUCAGGCAAGAAAUUUUUGAAAGGAAUCAGCUUUUCAUUUUUUCUUUUUUUUUUAACUUAAGUACAAAUUCAAAACAUCUGUGAUUUAGCCAGACGGUAAAAUGCAGAACAUCUGCUUUGUGCUGUGUCUGCUAAGACCUUACAGCCUCGGGGCACUUGUCUUUUGCUUCCAUUUUAUAUCAUCUGCUGCAUUUUCUUCUUGUUUGAAUGUCCGGGUUAGUGUGCUACGUUUAAACGAAUGCUAUUUAUUUGUCUUGUGAAAGCUCCUUGUGCAGAGAUGGCAUGUGUGUGUAACGUUAUCCGAGGGACGUUGAUGGGCAGUUUCACUGCUGGACUUUCUUUUAAUGCCACUUCAAGACAAUGCUGCCAACUUUAAUUACAGAAUGAAUGUGAAAAACAAGAAAAAAAUGGAGAAUAUUUCUGUACUGAGAGAUAACCAACAAAUAAAUGACCAUAUCUUGUA
Molecule: messenger RNA, 2953 nt
Organism: Mugil cephalus (flathead mullet)
Lineage: Eukaryota; Metazoa; Chordata; Actinopteri; Mugiliformes; Mugilidae
Product: fizzy-related protein homolog
Exons: 14
Coding region: 170-1660 (496 amino acids)
Biological process (GO): positive regulation of ubiquitin protein ligase activity; anaphase-promoting complex-dependent catabolic process; positive regulation of anaphase-promoting complex-dependent catabolic process
Cellular component (GO): anaphase-promoting complex
Molecular function (GO): anaphase-promoting complex binding; ubiquitin ligase activator activity; protein binding
Source: RefSeq, a predicted model, not a curated record